Molecule: messenger RNA, 5996 nt
Organism: Gopherus flavomarginatus (Mexican gopher tortoise)
Lineage: Eukaryota; Metazoa; Chordata; Testudines; Testudinidae
Gene: LRP3
Product: LDL receptor related protein 3
Exons: 7
Coding region: 24-2522 (832 amino acids)
Cellular component (GO): plasma membrane
Molecular function (GO): protein binding
Source: RefSeq, a predicted model, not a curated record
GCAGGCGGCGGCGGGGACCCGCCAUGGAGAAGGCGGCGGGCGCGGAGCUCCGGCAGGGCGCCCUGGUGCCGCUCACCGCCAUCUGCCUGGUGAAUCUCUUCUUAACUGGGAAAAUAGAAAGUGCUGUUACCUCAUUAGCUGCUUGCAGUGGAAAACUGGAACAGCACACAGAGAGACGUGGAGUCAUCUAUAGUCCUUCCUGGCCACUAAACUAUCCUCCAGCCAUAAACUGCAGCUGGUACAUCCAAGGAGAUCACGGAGAUAUGAUAACAAUUAGUUUUAAGAACUUUGACUUGGAGGACUCUCAGAAAUGUGCAGUAGACUGGCUGAUGAUUGGCCCCUCUUUCAAGAGGGAGGAGUACAGAGUGUGUGGAUCCUCCAUACCACCCUCCUUUAUCUCUGCACGGGAUCACGUCUGGAUAUUUUUCCACUCAGACGCAUUGAGUUCGGGACAGGCUCAGGGAUUUCGCCUUUCCUACAUCCGAGGAAAAAUAGGCCAGACUAUUUGCCAGUCUGAUGAAUUCCACUGUGUAAACGGCAAGUGCAUUCCCAACACUUGGAAGUGUAAUUCCAUGGAUGAGUGUGGGGAUAACUCGGAUGAGAGAAACUGCACCAUCCCUCCAACAGAGCCUCAGUCCAGCAUCUGUCCCUCAGGAACAUUCCAAUGUAGCAUAGCCCAUUCCACCAAGUGCUUGAUAAAUGAGUUGAGAUGUAAUUCAGUUAAAGACUGUAGUGAUGGUUCAGAUGAAGAUAACUGCCCUGACCUUGCAUGUGGCAAAAGACUGGGUAAUUUUUAUGGGUCUUUCGCUUCCCCAGAUUUAUUCCGUGCAGAUCACAGCCGGGCAGACCUUCGCUGCACUUGGUAUGUGGACACACAAGAUAAUCGGCAUGUCCUCUUGCAGCUUGAUUUACAGUUAGGGUACAAUGACUAUGUAAAGGUGUAUGAUGGAAUUGGAGAGAGAAGUGAUAAAUUAAUGCAAACUCUUUCAUAUCACAACAACAGGCACUCGGUGAGCGUGGAGUCCUCAAAGGGUCAGCUCACCAUUUCAUAUCAUGCCAGAUCAAAGAGUACUGGCCAUGGAUUCAAUGCAACUUAUCAGGUGAAAGGUUACUGCCUUCCGUGGGAACACCCUUGUGGAAGUGAUGAGGAGUGUUUCACAGAUAAGCAGCAUUGUGAUGGUUGGUGGCACUGCCCAAAUGGCAAAGAUGAAGAGAACUGUCCAGCUUGCCAGAAAAAUGAAUACCCAUGCGAAGGAAACAGUGGACUGUGUUAUUCAAUACUUGACCGAUGUAAUAAUCAAAAGAACUGCCCAGAUGGCUCAGAUGAAAAGAACUGCUUUACAUGCCAACCAGGAAACUUUCACUGUGGCACAAAUCUGUGUAUCUUUGAGACUUGGCGCUGUGACGGCCAAGAAGACUGCCAGGAUGGAAGUGAUGAACAUAAUUGUCUGGUUAUAGUGCCCAGAAAAGUCAUCACAGCUGCUCUGAUUGGGAGUCUUGUGUGUGGCUUGCUGUUGGUAAUAGCACUGGGUUGUGCAUUUAAACUCUACUCACUGAGGACCAGGGAAUACAGAGCAUUUGAAACCCAGAUGACUCGUCUUGAGGCAGAGUUUGUACGACGUGAGGCUCCACCUUCCUACGGGCAGCUCAUUGCACAAGGACUUAUCCCGCCAGUUGAAGAUUUCCCUGUUUACAAUGCAUCGCAAGCGUCUGUGCUGCAGAACAUCCGAACAGCAAUGAGGAGACAGAUGAGACGCCACUCAUCGAGACGGAAUUCAUCUCGGAGGCGCUUGGGCAGACUCUGGAACAGACUGUUCCACAGGCCACGAGUGAGAGGGCAGAUCCCUCUCUUAACACCUGCGCACACUUCCCAAACAACACUGGGUGAUGGAAUUAUCGAUCACACCGAAGGGAAUCUCCAGAAUCCCUCACCUUCCCCUGAAGGACCUAAUUCAGAGGCAGAGACCUAUGGCCAGGUUAGAGGGCUACAAGAAGCUGGAAGUUGCGUUUUGCAGCCAGAGACUGAUGCCACAGAGCCAUCACCCUCUAGUGUUUUAUCUAAUACUUGCACGGCUGCACAGGCAGAGCCUGAGACUGGACACAGUGACAAAUCUUCAGGUGCUGAGGAGACCUCCAGCACUGAGCUUAAACAGACCAAGAGGGUGGAUUCAGGAAAAGCUUUCAGAGACCCUUUGUCUGAAAGUGUUACAGAAACACUCCGUGGAGGAUCGGUAUCCAGAAGGACUGUCACAGAGAACAGUAAUUUAAACAGGAGUCAUCCGCUGAGUGAAGAGCCAUGUAGAUUACCCUUAAAAAAGUGGGAGUCUAAUUACUCAGACAGCCCUAUGAAUGUUUGUAUUCAGGUGGAUGGACAGCAGAGAUGUUGCCCUCAUUCCUAUCGGGAAGAACCUUUGGGUAUUCACGCGGCUUGUUGCCAUUCUGUGGAAGUGCCAAUGCUAGAGUCCUCUACUCCCCUCUCAGAAAUCAAUACAAGUGAUGAUGAAUCAUUACUAGUUUGCUAAUGACAUUUUGUUUUGACCCUGUAGAUUUUGUAACUUUAAAAUGUACAUUUGCAGAGCACACUGAUUAUAAUCGACACAUCCGUGCUCUCAGCGUAGUCUGUUAGAACCAAUGUGCAUUUAUCCCAGAGGGAGCAGAAUACCUAUGACAAGACUGGGGGACAAAUUUUGUCUUUGUUGAUAUGCUUGAAACUCCAGUGGGGUAGAACUAGGCCAAUGUAUAUGUUAUGGGGCCAAGAGUGAGUGAGAAUCUAUUGUCACAAUUUGGGAGUAUUUCCAUCCUCCUUUGUUCCGUUCAUUUAUUCACUUUCACGUUGCAAUCAGGGAAUUUGAGUUUGUUUAGUUUAAAGUCACUUACCAUUAACAUUAAUGUGCUAGAGAGAAAUCAGUUGGCAGUCUGUGUAGGUGUCAGUCACAGGGAGUUACAACUGUCAGUUUUCAGUUAGAAAUAUCAAAUUGUUGUCUUUUUAGAUUAUUGGUUUUAAUUAAACAGUGUUUACAGAGCCCCAAAAUACAUUUAGCAGAAAGUCAAAUAUAGGCUCCUCUUUCUCUUUGCUGAAAAUUACCACUUUUUCUCUAUUCCCUUCAGAAGUGUAUUGUUGGCCAUAGAUAUCCAAAAGCAUCUAUUGCAACCAAAGUUUCUGUAUUCUGUAUACAGAGAAGAAUCAGGUAUUUUAUCUGCUAUAACUAUGUAAUAACAAAUUAGCCAUGUUAAUGAUAACUGGAGUGCAUUAAGCCCCAUUUGCAGCAACACAUUUGUAUUAUCAGAUAUUUUAUCAUAUUCACAAUGGUUUUGUUAAGUUUGAAUCUUUUUUUUUUUCUUCUCUUUUUUUAAGGUCUUAGUAUAAUGCCAUUUUAGGACAUGGUCUAGAGCAGUGGUGGGCAACCUGCAGCCCGUCAGGGUAAUCCGCUGGCAGGCUGUGUGACAGUUUAUUUACAUUGACUGCAGGAACAGCUGCUUGCAGCUCCUAGUGGCUGCAGUUAACCGUUUCUGGCCAAUGGGAGCUAUGGGAAGUGGCUCAGGCUGCAGAGAUAUGCUGGCUGCUGCUUCCCGCAGCUCCCAUUGGCCAGGAAUGGCGAACUGCGGCCACUAGGAACUGCAGCCGGUCAGUGUAAACAAACUGUCUUGCAGCCUGUCAGCGGAUUACCCUGACGGGCUGCAGGUUGCCCACCACUGGUCUAGAGAGUUAAUGAGUGCUUCCAGCUCUCAUUAGCUACAGUGGGAGUUGCAGUUAGUGGAUUUUUUAAUGGUAUACACAUUGUUUUGUUGUUCUUUUAGAUACAUGCUAGCUGAAAAGAUCGGCACCAUUUUCAAAACUGAAAAUGUGCAGACUUUGAAGUAGUUUGGGUAGACCCCUGUGCCUUUUGCUUUUUAAAUUUUAAUUAAAAACAGUUAAGCUAUUUAACUGUGAAACAUGGUGAUGUUGCCUAGAUAGGAGUGACUCACUACAGAACAACAAACGUUAUCUGGUGAAAUCCUGGCUCUGUUGAAGUGAAUGGGAGCUCUGCUAUUGACUCCAAUAGGGCUAGGAUUUCACCCCAUAUUUUAAUGUACAAUUUCUACUUUAGUUUUCCUCUUCUGAAGAAGCACAUAAUUUAAAAAAAUGUCAGCAAUUUUUUUUAGAAUGGAGAAAAUAAGUUAGUUGCCACUCCUUUGUAGGGAAGCAGGUGCAGGAUAGUGUGUAUCUCAGUACUCUGAGACUGUCUACUACUGUAGGACAGCUUCCAGUUAGGAAGUGAAUAGGAGCCUUAACUGCAGAUUGUGCUGACAGGGUUAUUAAUUGAUCUUCUAUGAAAACUACACAGGAGUUUAACCUGGGCUGCACAAUCCAAAUGGUCUUUAACUCCUGCAGGUCACUUGAAUGUGAUGGGAGUUGAACCUGUGCAGUGAAGGGUGAAUUGACCUGAGUGUCAAGGUGUUUAUCCUUUUAAUGGGCUGUAUUCUGCCCUUGAUUUUUCUACAGAACUGUCAGUGGGAGUCUCAGCCAAGAAAUGAGGUCAGGGCUAGGCCCACUGUGGUUUGGUUGGCUUUGCCAAAUCAUAAUGUGAAAGAACAGCAUUGAUGUGCUUUAUUUUUCCUCUGACACAAAUUACUUUUAUAUUGUAUUUGCCAGAACCAGGAAGAAGCAGAAGAUUCAAAAUUGUAAGAAGAUUAGGAGUAGGCAAGGGUUUUGGUCAGAGUGCAUUCCAGUAAAGAAUCAUAGUAACACGAAGUAAAAAAUAAAAAUACUGUUUGGUCCGAUAUUUCCUUCCACAUAUUUCUGUGGUCAGAGGCCAUUUAGCCAAACAAAAAAGUAGUUUUGAGAAUAUUUUACUUUCCUAGCAUUUGUAAGCAUUUUAGGUACAUUCCACCCUUAAAAGAUCAUGUACUGUAGUCAUUAACCUGCCAGGGAUGUUUGUGUCCAAGGCUACAGUUUUUAGUGUCUCUCUUUGUCUAAAAGUAAUUUUAAGUACAUAGAAUUGUAUUUAUAAAAUAGUAAACUUAGUUAUAAUUGGGUGGAAGAUUACAUUUCAGGGUAAAUACUGUACAAACAAAAAGAACCUUAUAAAUAAAUGUAUAUUUAAUUCUGUUACAGAAACAUAUUUCUUUCUAUAAUAAAAUCAUUUUGAUCCUACUAAGCCUUAAAUUAUAUUAUCAUUAUUGUAAUGUUCUUCUGACAAUUUAAGUUGAAAUAUGUACUUCAGAACAUAACGAUCUUUUGGUACAGCAGUGCACAACUAGUAACGCCAUCCUUUAGCUUAAAAAAGAUGUAACUUCAAAUAAUUUUAGUAUCGCUUUCAGACAUACUUUGCGUACUGUUGAAAAUGCAUUUUAAUAACUAAAUGGUAAUUUAAACAAAUCAGUUUUUAUUUCUUCCUUGUAUAUUUAAGCAUCACAACUCGAAACUGAAGAAUUGAAGCUGUAAUAAAGUUUACAAAUGCCAUCAUCCAGGAAAUGUUCAGCUUCCUCUUUGUGGAAACAUAUUACCCUGCGUAACUAAAAUAUACAGCCCUGUUGCUUUUUGAAAAGCACAUAACUUUUUUGUAAUCUGCAAUAAACUGUGAUUUUUGUUUUGUCUAGUAUAUUGCUUAAAGUGAAGAAUCCCUAACUCUUGUUAAACAUUUUGCAGGAGAAAUCUGUUGUGUUCUGUAAGUACAAACGAGUUGUGCGUUACAGUAUCAUGGACUGGAGGGACUUGACAGAAGACAUGAGGUUUGCCUUACUAUAGACCUAGUAUUUUCCCAGCUUUUAAAAAUUUAUUUAAUUGUAUUUAAUUUUCCAUGAAAAAACCUUUAUUUUAUUUGUUUUAAUAUAAAUUGCAUGUUCAUAAAGGCUUAAAAAUAGUUGGAAAAACUGUAACUAAGACAAAAAUGUAAAGGAAAAAUGAAUAAUAACCUUUUCUUUGUUCCUUUUGAGAUUAGGGAAAAUAUCUCGCUUCAAUGACUACAUAAGCUGAAGUUACUAAACCAAUAAAAUUGUUCAAAUUCUUAUUUUUA